Lathyrus sativus (Indian pea) is the source of this 1245-nucleotide messenger RNA. NCBI's taxonomy places the organism in Eukaryota, Viridiplantae, Streptophyta, Magnoliopsida, Fabales, Fabaceae. The record is from the annotation of a GenBank genome assembly.
AUGGAAGUUCACAGAGGUACAGGUUUGGAUGAGAUUCAACAAUAUGUUGAUGCAAGAUGGAUUUGUGCUCCAGAGGCAUUGUGGAAAAUAUUCAAAUUCAUACUUUACAAGUUAUAUCCCUCUGUUGAAAGACUACAAAUCCACUUGCCAAAUCAUCAUCAAGUGCGGUUUUAUAAGCAUCAAAGAAUCACAGAUGUGCUAAAUGAUAACCAAAAUGCAGUAACCAUGCUCAUUGAAUUCUUUGCACUAAACCAAAUGGAUCCACAUGCUACGAAUUAUUUGUACAGAGAGAUUCCAGAGCAUUAUUGUUGGCUAAAAGGGGUCAAAAAAUGGCAGCGAAGACAGAGAAAACGAAAAGUUAUUGGUCGAAUCUAUACAGUAUCCUCUUCAGAAGGUGAGAAACCUUACUUACGUGUUUUGUUGUCUCAUUUAAGAGGUCCAACAAGCUGGGAAUACCUUCUUACACAUAAUGGUGCAUCUUUUUUCACAUUUAAAAAAUCAGUUGAGGAUUGGGGGUUAUUAGAGAGUGAUAAUAGUAUUCGUGAAUGUUUGUUUGAAGCAUCAAAUAUGCGUAUGCCAUAUGCUUUACGAAGGUUGUUUGUGACUAUAUUAAUUUUUUGUGAACCAACUGAUGUUAGAGGCCUAUUUAAUGAGUUUUAUCCCUACAUGGUGGAGGAUUAUCAAAUGACAAAUGUUAUUGUGGGGGAUAACUUUGAAAAUAUGUUAUUGCGGGAAUUGAGGGAUCUUUUGCUAUUGCAUGGAAAACUAAUAAAAAACUACGAUCUUCCAAUGUUGACAACGGAAAUAAAUGAAGUCGGGGGAGUGCCAACAAUUAUUCAAGAAGAGUUAUCGGUCCAAGUUCCAAACGAAGACGUUCAAUCUGUUGUGAAGUUAAAUAAUAACCAGAUGAGUGCUUACAAUAUAAUUAUAAACGCCAUCCACCAAAAACAAUGUCGAUUUUUUGUUGUUGAUGGUCCUGGAGGGACAGGUAAAACUUUCCUUUAUCGAACUAUAAUGGCAAAUUUGAGGCGUAAUAAUGAAAUUGUCUUGGCAACAGCUUCCUCUGGUAUAGCUGCUACAUUAUUACCUGGUGGUAGAACUGCACACUCUCGAUUUGGGAUCCCCAUUGAUAUAGAGCCCCAUUCUAUUUGCAAAAUAGCAAAGAAUUCUGACCUAGCAAAACUCAUUAGAAUAACCAAUGCAAUCAUCUGGGAUGAAGCACCCAUGAUAAAUAAUAAUGUGUAG